AGCUGCAGGCGUCACGUGGUCUUGCAGCCCAGGCAGUUGGAGGAGCGACAUGCAGGCAGGCGGUGGCGGCUGGGUCUGGCUGCCCCUCCUGUGGCUGGUGGGGAGCCGGGCAGGGGAUCCCGCCGGGUAUAAGAGGAAGGUAGGACGGCCCAGGGGCCGGUGGGUGGAUGCCCUCCUUGGAGGAGAUUUAUUUCUAAGGGAUGUUUGAGGGCUGGUUGAGGUCAGCCGCUGCCAGCCUGGGCUGGCUCAUGGUGGCUGGGGCUGAUGGGAGCUGUAGUUGAAAACAUCUGGUGGAGGGGCAGGUUGGCAAAGGCUAGGAGCCUCGGGAGCUGCCUUAUGCAGAGCCAGAGCAUUGGUUUAUCUAGUUUAGUGUUGCCGGCACUGACUGGCAGCAGCAGCUCUCCUGGGUUCUGGCCAGGGGACAUUCCCAGCCCUACCUGCCUUAUACUGACUCAGACCAUGCUCUAUCUAGCUCAGUAUUGUCUACACUGACUGGCAGCUGUGGUUCUCCAGGAUUUGUGGCAGGAAGUCUAUUCCAACCCUACCUGGAGAUGAUGUUGGGGAUUGAACUUUGGAGCUUUUAACAAACAACCCAGGUGCUCUCCCACUGAGCUGUGGCUCCUUCUAGUAUCAUGGAAAGUUGCCUUAUACCAAGUGCGACCAUUGGUCCAUCUAGCUCAGUAUUGCCUGCACCGGUUGGCAGUGGCAUUCUGGGGUUUCAGGCAGGGAUUCUAUUCCAACCCUACCUGGAGAUGCUAUUGGGGAUCGUACCUGGGAUCUUCUGCAUGCAAAGCAAAUGCUCUCCAGCCUUUUUCAACCUGUGGGUCCCUGGAUGUUGUUGAACUACAACUCCCAUCACCCCUAGCUAGCAAGACCAGAGCUCAAGGAUUAUGGGAGUUGUAGUCCAACAACAUCUGGAGACCCACAGGUUGAGAACCGCUGCAAGUCUACCCACUGAGGUGCAGCUGACCCUGAUCAAUGUUGUGUACCCCAGGAAUGGGGUGCCCCUGUGGUCCCCCAGGUGUUGGGCUCCAUUGCCCAUCUGCCUGGCAAUAUAGUUCAGCAACACCUGAAGCUUUAUUUUUACAUGCUAAUUUACACUUAUUAUGUUUUAUUUUCUCUGUUACGCCUGUUGAAGGAAAGGAAAGUGGGGGGCGGGAGAGAGAACGAUCAGUGAAAAUGAGAAAAACAGGAAGAGAGAGGAAAACUGUGCUGUGUUGUGGGUGGAUUUUAGGACUAGGGGAUUUCCAUGUGGACGGCAACUAUUUCGAAGACCCAACUUUGAAUCUUGUUCUGCCAAAUGGGAGCCAGUUGUUGUUUUUAACCACUGUGUGUUUUUAUGAGUUCCAAAUCCUUGCUCCGUCGUAAAGCCCUGCAAGAUUCCUCUUGGGGCUAGUCACCAUUUCUGUUUUAUAUUUUAAUCCUCCUUCCUCUCAGUUGCUCAGGAAGGCAUGGUUUGUGUUAUCCUCACAGCAUCCGCGUAAGGUAGGGCAAGGCAGAAUAGAAGUGCCUGGGCCACAGAGGUCACCCAGUGAGCUUCAUGGCUCAGUGGGGAUUUGAACCUCUAGCCUGACACUCAGUCCACUGAACAAUGCCGGCUCUCCACCUCUGAGCCUGGCCCACCUCGUAAGGUUGUUGUGAGGGUGAGAUAGAAGCAGAGCCAUACAUACGCCACCUUGAGCUUCCUGGGAGGAAGUGUGGGGUUAAAAUACAAAAAAAGGAUGCAUGUGCAUGUUUUUAAAAUGGCAGAUCCAAUCUUGUAAGCUGGGAUUCGCAACUGGAACCAAGACUCUGAACUUUUCGAAGACAGUGUGUUCCUGCAUUGUCUGUUUUUUUGCCUCCCAAAAAUCUUGCGCCAGGGCCAAAUCUGACUUCUGGGAAUCUCCACUUGUUCCUCUGAUCUCUGGAUGGGGCACCGGUGUGUUAGACUUUUCUGGUGCCCUGUUUUUUAUACUGAGGGUGAGGAGAUCAAGCAGGAGUUUCAGACUCUCAAAUCCUGUCUUUGGCCUGUGAAAAAUAUGUAGGUGUGCAUUGGUAUUCCCUGCUUAGAAGCCAGAUCAGGAGUCUGUAGGGACUUAAUUUUUCUCCUGGUGAGGCACUACCACCAAAUUGCAAAGUUAGGGAAUCAAAUCCAUUCAUUUCCUGUCAGUGUUUGGGGUGUAAUAAAACCCACAUUCCAACCUCAUUGCCUGCUUUCCCACUCUACGCUGCUUGGGCUGAGGCAAAUUACAGGUAUGGCUGUGUUUAAAAAAAUACUUUUUUAUUGACGUUUUUAAAACCAAGGCCCAAAAUGUACUGCAGUAAAAAUACAAGGAAGGAAAAUGGUGAUCUUCCCUUAGUUCCGCAAUCACUUUUGGUUUCACAGUACAUUAAUAUUUUUUUAAAAUGGAGAUUUGUCCUUAUUUGCUGGGCUAACAUCAGAAAGAAGAGUAAUAAACACAGUCCUGGACUGCCUUUCUCAAUAUGGUUAGAAAUUCUUUUCUUUAACUUCUAAAAGUUGUCAACCCUAGAAGAAGUUCUUAGUGAGCUGAUAUGUAAGGCAAGUAUUCCUUGCUUUUCAGUUAUGUAAUACUUUCAGUUCAUUCUUUUUUUACAGUGGGAAUUAGAUAUGCUGAUCUAGUCAUAUUUCAGUGUUUUGAAAUGGCCAUUGCCGGCCGGCUGCCCUCCAGCUGUUUUGACAAAGGCAGGCGGGAUUUGCAAUUCAAAACUGCUAGAUCCUAAAUUGGCUUUGGAUUGUAGUUUCCUUUGAAAAUAAACUAAAUGAAGCUCAAAGCACUUUCUUCUCUGACAGUUCUCUACACCAUGGGAGGGAUUUUUGCGUGCCCUCUGUCCCCACCCAGCACCGGCAUGAGUCUCCCAGAAGAUUGCCCAGAUGUGGGAUUGUGGCCCCUGAGCUGCGUGUUGAGUGUUGGGCUAAAACCCUGGGCAAGACCAGGAUUCGAAUCCGCACUCAGCUAUGAAGCUCAUUAGGUGACCUUGGGCCACUCACUGCUUCUCCCAACCUAACCUACCUCACAGGGUUGUUGUGAGGAUAAAAAUGGGGGGGGGGAGAGGACAAUGUAUGCCAUUUCCUACACCUUGGAAGAAAGAAGGUGGGAUGCAAUAAAUAAAUAAGUGAAACACUCUUAGGCCACAGGUAAUGAAAAGCCCAUAAGGGACGCGGGUGGCGCUGUGAGUUAAACCACAGAGCCUAGGGCUUGCCGAUCAGAAGGUUGGCAGUUCAAAUCCCCGUGUCGGGGUGAGCUCCCGUUGGUCUCUGCUCCUGUCAACCUAGCAGUUCGAAAGCACAUCAAAGUGCAAGUAGAUAAAUAGGUACCACUCUGACGGGAAGGUAAACGGUGUUUCCGUGCGCUGCUCUGGUUCGCCAGAAGCUGCUUAGUCAUGCUGGCCACAUGACCGGGAAGCUGUACGCCGGCUCCCUCGGCCAAUAAAGCGAGAUGAGCGCCGCAACCCCAGAGUCGUCCGCGACUGGACCUAACGGUCAGGGGUCCCUUUACCCUUUACCUAAUGAAAAGCCCAAGGCCUGGCAAAAAAGAAGUGUUUAUGCCUGGUGCCUAAAGAUGCGUAAUAAUGACUUUGCCCGGCGUUUGUGAAGCAGAUUUAACACCCUGGUGGGGACACCCAUUUCCAGGUCUCCCUGGAGUAUAACCCGGGCUGGAACAGCUCUGCCGUGAACCUCCUGCACGUCCGGGCGGUGGGUCUCAACGACACCAUCCAUUAUGUCUGGAGUACCAUCGGGGCACCCACGGUGUUGCUAGUCUACACAAGAAGCCAGAGCAGUGGUCUCCACGUCAACUGGACCCGGCUCCUCUCCCCCUCGCCCUCCGGAGCCAUCCAGGUCGAGCCAGCUGGAAGCGUUUUGUAUUCCAUGGCUGUCAUCUUUUCCAAGGUAAGCUUGGAGGGCUGCGGAGUCUGAAAUGAAGGCAGGAGGUGGUGUGUGGGGUCAUAGAAGUGGGGUGGAAUGAGAAUGGCAGCAGUGGGGAGAAAAGGGGUGUGAAUAUAACUGCUCCAGGACAUUGGGCAUCAUCUGGCUAGCCACUAUGAGAACACGGUGCUGGGCUAGAUGGGGCCUCCUUUGGCCUAAUCCAGCUGGGCUCGUCCUACAUUAACACGGAUGUUUCUAGGUGUUUGAGUACAACGGUACAAAGACCUCGGAUCUCUCCAAAGCUAAUGCAAGCAGCUUCUACCCUACCUAUGAGUUGGCCAACUUCACCUGGGACAGCCUUGAUGGCAGGCUGAACGAGACUACUUUGACAGCGACGUUUCAGGGGGUUGGCACCGACUCUGGAGGAACCUUCCGGAACGGAAGCAUCUCCUUCCAGGUAAAAAAGGGCGUGGCUUCCCCUCCGACAGGUCAGACAGCCAGUUGCUGCGUGUUGUCAUGACGGGCUGUUGUAGAUCAUGCCGUAUAUCUAAUAAGUGAUGCAAGGUAGAAUUUUUCUCUCUUUGACAAUGGAUGGGUGUCAGUUGCAAAUAAAUAUAAGGCGGCUUCGUUGUUGUUUUUUUCAAACUUGGUUCGCUAGAUGCAAGUCAAAUAAACAUGCUAAAUUAGAUCACUUUUUCGGGAGGGCAUGGGGAACAUCUGUGGCUGCGCAUAGUUAAACUAUGGAACUCGCUGCCACAGGAGGCAGGGAUGGCCACCAAUUUGGAUGGCUUUGAAAGAGGAUUCAACAGAUUCAUGGAGGAGAAAGCUAUCAAUGGCUACUAGCCGUAAUGACUAUGCUCCGUCUCCAUACUUGGAGGCAGCAAAGCUUAUGAAUACCAGCUAUGGAAACCACAGGAGUGGAGAAGGUUCUUGUGCUCAGGUGCUGCUUGCGGGUUUCCCAUAAUGGGCGUCUGGUUGGCCACGGUGGGAACAGGAUGCUGGACUAGAUGGGCCACUGGAAUUGAAAUGGAAUUGAAAUAUAAGGAAUUGAAGGAGGAGGGUUGGGGAACCUUUGGCCCUACAUAUGUAGCUUGAUCCAGCCCCCAUUGUCUCCACUGGCCGUACUGUUUGGGGCUCAUGAGAGUUGGCAGUCCAAUGAUACACCUGGACAGCCGUGGCUUCUCCGCCCUGGGCUGUUUUUAUCCAGCUAUGCCACAGCACGUCUCUCGCAACUGCAGGGCACGCACUGUGAGACUCUCUUGCCUAACCAGCCCACUUUCCACCGUUGGCGGUCCCCGUCGCUGCUCCCCAGGUGACGGCGUAUGAAGAGACCAGCCGCGACGGCCCGCUCCCGCGUCUCCUGCACACGGCCAACAGCUCCAAGGUGGACUUUGUCAUGCGCGGGGUCGCUCCUCGGGGCAACCGCUCUCGCUUUGCGCUGGAGAUCGUCACUGUGGAGGAGAGAGGCGGGCAGAAGCAGUUGGAAUCCACCCGCUCGAUCGACGACGAGUAUACGCCGACCAUAUUCGAGGUAAUCCCGCUGCUGGCGUAUGAAACGUGCAGAAAGGUGCCUCUGAAAUGUGUGCAGAGUGUCAUUUCCCUGCUAUCUAGCCACGCUUAGCUCCAAGUAUUGAGGUUAGGAAAAGGGGCUUCUGGCUUAAGAGGGUACCAGGGAGGUAGGUAUUAGCCCUAAAAUCCCAAACUGAGGCUGGAUGGCCAUCGGCCAGGGAUUCCUUAGCUGUGAUUCCUGCAUCGUAGGGUGUUAGGACUAGAGGGCUCUUGGUUCCCCUUCCAACUCUAUGAUUCCUCUUGCCUGGAAAUUAUUUACUGUAUUUUUCCAUGUAUAACAUGUCCCCGUGUAUAGUACGACCCCUAUUUUUUGGGACUCCAAAUUGAGGAAAUGUGGGGAGAUUGCCCACAGUUGGUGAGCUUUGGGGGGGGGGUUGCCAACAAUCGCUCACCCGCCUGACUGCCACUGCCAAUCCCACGCAUCGGUGAAGCCACCAGCAGCCGCCUAUCACCCGCCCAAAUGCCACAGCGGCAAAUCGCCGGCAGACCUUGCCGCAGCCACCAAUCACCAGACCAGUUCUGUGAGGUAGGUUAGAGAGAGACAGACAAACAGACACAAACAGAGAGAGCAGUUGCCUCAAGUUGACUUAUUAUUAAUAGUAGUAGUAAUAAGCCAGUGGUAUCAUUACACUUUAAAUCAGGGGUAGGCAACCUAAGGCCCAGGGGCCGGAUACAGCCUAAUUGCCUUCUAAAUCCGGCCCACGUAUGGUCCUGGAAUCAGCGUGUUUUUACAUGAGUAGAAUGUGUCCUUUUAUUUAAAAUGCAUCUCUGGGUUAUUAGUGGGGCAUAGGAAUUCGUUCAAUUUUUUAUUUUUUAUUUUCAAAAUAUAGUCCGGCCCCCCACAUGGUCUGAGGGACGGUGGACUGGCCCACAGCUGAAAAAGGUUGCUGACCCCUGCUUUAAAUGUAUGGUGUGAAUGUGGCCCUAAUUUCAUGAAUGCCCUCUUUUCCUUUCCUUGGAGCAGAUGGCCCAGCUGGUUUCUGUCCCCCGCAACAACAGCGCUGGGUUCAGCUUCCUCCAAUGGAAGACGGCAGCGUACAGCGCCUUGCAGCCCAAGCGGGAAGACACUGUCCACUGCGAGUAUUACCAGCUGGAGACGGAGAAUCGCACCGUUCCUCGGCCUAGCAUAGCCCACGCCUACUUUGGGGAGGAGCUGGAGGUCCACAACGGCGUGGCCGCCAUCAACAUCUCCUUCGGCAGCGAGGACAGCGAGGCCUACCAAGAAAAGAGCUACCUGAGCUGGUGAGAAGCGGUCCUGGGGGGAUAGGUUUCUUUUCUCUGUGUAAAAAACAGGUGGGGAAAAGGAGGCCCCUCUUAACCCCUACGCCACACGGACAGUGGAUGGAGAGGAGGGAGAAGCAAGUCUAUAAGUUGAGGUAAAGGGACCCCUGACCAUUAGGUCCAGUCGUGGCCGACUCUGGGGUUGCGGCGCUCAUCUCGCUUUAUUGGCUGAGGGAGCCGGCGUACAGCAUCCGGGUCAUGUGGCCAGCAUGACUAAGCCGCUUCUGGUGAACCAGAGCAGCGCAUGGAAACGCUGUUUACCUUCCUGCCGGAGCGGUACCUAUUUAUCUACUUUGAUGUGCUUUCAAACUGCUAGGUUGGCAGGAGCAGGGACCGAGCAACGGGAGCUCAUCCCGUCGCGGGGAUUCGAACCACCCACCUUCUGAUCGGCAAGCCCUAGGCUCUGUGGUUUAACCCACAGUGCCACCUGUGUCCCAUAUUAUGCUGAGGUAUUGGUUAACAAUUUCUCUUCUCUCCCCCCACCCCACCUGUCACCCCUUCCAGGUCUGCGCUGAUUGGCUUUGGCGAGCCCCCCAAGGACGGGUUCUCCCCCCUCGUGAUCGCAAUCCUCGCAGUGGGGCUGGGGACUCCAGUGCUGCUCCUGGUGGGGGGCAGCAUCACCGUCCUCGUCUCUCGGAAGAAGCCCUAUUCAGAGUACGAACCCAUCAACUGAGUGUUGUCAGUGGACAGUUGCCCUCAGCGGCUUGGCCAAACUGGCUUCUGGUAGCUUAACUCCAGCUGUUUCUGGGGAAUGUUUCUUCUGUUUCCUUCAGGGGGACGUCUCAGUGGCUUAAUUUAUCUCCUGGUGAAGAUGCUCUGGUCUGCUUACUGUGUUUGGGUACCCUCAGUAGAUGGAUGGUGCUACCUGGUGGAGCCAUUUGCACCUGUAUUCUCUUGUGGAGGGAGGAGGGAUGUGAGUUUCAAUAGUUCGGCUGCUUAUCAGGAUCACUCCCCAGAAGUUUCCCUUUCUACCACUUGAAAUUACUGUCACUCUACCGUGAUAUGUGCAGUUCUCAAUAUUCCAGAAGCACAGGGGUGUUUACAAUGGGACAGGGAAUGUGUGGACCAUUAGACAUACUUGGACUCCAGCUGCUGUCGUCAUCCCUGACCAAGGGCUGCUGGGAGUCGGAGUCUGUUGGCAUCUCGAGGGCUGCAAGUUCCCGGUCCCUGGUUUACGGUGCCCAUUUCCCAAAGAGGGUUCUGUGGUUUUUCUUUCGCUGGGGGAUGCUGGAGAGGCUGAAUUGUCUUUUCAUUUCCCCCACCAAACACCCUGCGAUAAGCUUUGGGGAGGGGUAGUAUUUUGGGUUCUCCGUUCCCUCAGACAUUCACUUUCUUACCCUCUCAAAAGAUAACGGCGUCUUUGCACUGCAUUGCUUCAUCAACAAUCUCUUGACCAGACAUCUUUCCAAAGAUAUGUUCUGACUUUCAUUUUUUUUUAAAAAAAGCAUUGUCUUGUUCUCAACGGGUGACAUUUACAAAGUACUGUUUUUUUAAAAAAAAAAUUUGCUGAAAUGCCUCCUACAGUUGCAAACUUCUUUUCCAAUUGAGGCUCCUCUGUAUUAUUUUUUUAAAGGGAACAAAGCUUUCCCCUGGUGGAGCCCUUCCGAGAUGGUGGAGGCUGCAGCUGUUUCUCUUGCUGUGCAAUAUAAUGAUGGUGGUGGUGAUGAUUUGAACAGCUAUAUCCUCUGGUUCUCUCUCUCCGUGAUACAGCUGUCAAAUGUGGGAAGGGAAGCUGGCAACCCGUUUGUCUUUUUCCCCCACAAAAAGGGUAAGCCACUGUUGUUGUGUUUACAGGCUAACGGCCGUGAAACAAAGGACAAAUUGCACUAUUGACUGUUAAGUAAUGCACCUUUUUCUUAUUCUGGAAGUUAGGGUCAGAAAACCAGGACAUCCCAAAAUUGUUGAGCUUUUUUUAAAAAGGAAAUCUCCGAAAUAGUUGAGGUCAAUUGUCAGAGGACCGCUUGAAGAGCCAGUUCGGAAGCUCUCGUUUGAAGCGAGAAGGGCUUCCAUUUGGGCUGUGUGGACAUCUUUUGGGGUUGGUAAGGGGAAGCCAAUUCUGAUUCCUUUGUUGGUGUGAAGCAUCACAGCACAGCCCAAGGCAAAUCUCCCCAACCUGGUGCCUUCUGGAUGUUGUUCAACCCAGCCAGCACGGCCAAUACUCAGGGAUGAUGGGAAGUCUGGUUCAGCAAUAUCUGAAGGGCGGCAGGUUGGGGAAGGUAGGUCAUGGGGAGGGUUCAUUUGCAGAGGUGGUCGGGGAGUUUAUAUGCAUUUCCAGCUGCCACUUGUCUCUUGUGGACCAAUUAAAGAUUAUUUUGUUUUGGAAUUGGUUUUGUGCGGUUUCUGUAGGCUAAUGCCUCUUUCUUUUGGAGCUAAAUUUAGGGAGGUGAAGAAUCGUUUCUUAAUUUUCAAUAUUGGUAUGUGGUCGUUUUUUAAACCCUUUCUAUUUAAGGAAAGGUCAAAGGUCAGCAGCCUAUUCAUCUUUUGUUGUGUUUCCAUAGAGUGACUGUGAAACAGUGGAAUCUACAUGUUUUUCACUUCUGCCAUUACUGUUCCCGAUUUUGCAAUCCUCUGGCUGGCUUCCUGCCACCCCCCUCUGCAAACUGCCAAUCCCACUUCCUAUUGUGCAAUGCAGGCAGCACUGAUAACAGGCACCCUCCUGAGCCUGCGUUCUUCCUGGAUCUUCCUCGUCCUCACUGCUGGUCUGUCUUUCAGGUAGCCUGCUUCUGUUGCCAUUUCUCCACCCUGCUUUUGCUCUUUUGCUCCAGGACAGAAAUGGGAAUAAGCAUGAGGGCAAGAGCAGAGCCUCUUGGCUAAGGCUGCAUUUGUUGCUGUUGUCGAGAAAUCACACUAGCAGUAGUAAUUGCAAAGAUAGCAAAUGAUCUGCAGAGGCUGGAUUAUCUUUGCUGUUACAAAGCCGUGUGCAAAACUUAGCUUAGCUUCCUUGCCCUGCUGGUGUCACCCUGAACUGAUUCCCCACCCCCAUACAACCAUGUCUAAAUCACUUUGGUUCCUUCUGCCUUGGCUGCUGUCAUUUAUUUAUUUUGUAAAAUUGAUUGUAAAAGGACGCCCUCAAACCAGUUUACAAGAAAUAAUAAAAUUGCCAUUAAGAAGAAUUAACCAAUAAUUUAAAACUUCUAGAAAGUUAAACUAAAGAGAGAAUAAAACUCACAUCAACUUUC
Podarcis lilfordi (Lilford's wall lizard) is the source of this 9894-nucleotide messenger RNA. The record is from the annotation of a GenBank genome assembly. Lineage: Eukaryota; Metazoa; Chordata; Lepidosauria; Squamata; Lacertidae.